Messenger RNA from Clarias gariepinus (North African catfish), 7728 nucleotides. RefSeq lists its product as uncharacterized. Lineage: Eukaryota; Metazoa; Chordata; Actinopteri; Siluriformes; Clariidae. The transcript has 24 exons. The record is from RefSeq and is a predicted model, not a curated record. The coding region runs from base 274 to 6447 and encodes 2057 amino acids. Gene Ontology annotation, molecular function: protein binding; zinc ion binding.
CCUAGGUUCGAUUCCCAGCCAGAGCCUAAACUCCCCAGCCACUGGUCGUAGUGCUCCCCUUGCCGGGAGCAAAGACCAACAACAACAACAACAACAACAACAACUGUAUUCAAACUGUAGGUGACUGACUGCUGAUGGACCUGGCAACCCAGAUUCUCCGCCACGGACUCAGAUCGGGGAAUCACCGAAUCCAACGCGCCUUGGCAGGGUCCAAGCCGUUGGAAUGGUGUGGAGGACUAAGCUCAACAAAGUGUGAAAAACAGGAAUGACAACAUGCCUGGAACAGCACAAAUAUGCCGCCCUACAGCCAUCAGGAGCGAUCAAUUAAUGUUAUUCACAUUACUGAGGGAUGACACCGGCAUCAGAUCGCCCACUUUUUCUCCAGAGGAAUUUUCCUCACCAGCUCCAUCAGACCACUUUGUGAGAAGCAGAUGGACAGAGGAUGGGCUUAUUACACAGUCUCGAACACCAAGUUUCACAAGAUCAGAUAUGCAAUCUCCGUGUACGUCUCUGGAUAGUGACUGGUCAGUGCGCAGAACAUUCAGAAAGAGGAUUUUAUCAGAUCAUAAUGUCUAUCGAGCUCCAUCACUCACAUCUCUAACAUCUGACCAGACAGAGGAUCAAGACUUCUCGUUAAUGAGCAGCAAAAAGAGAUAUAGGACAUCAUCUCCUUGGACAUCAUGGGACAGGUGUCAGUUAAUGGACAGCUCGUUCAGGACAAAGUUAGAAACACCCUCUCCAGCUCCCUCAUGUUGUUCUUCCACAUCUGAACUGUUACUGGAAAACAUCUCCAGGACGAGACCGGGACACAUACCAUCCCCCUGCCUAUCUUUUAGAAGUGAUCAGUCUAUGGGUGCACCCCUCAGAUUCAGGGAAACAGUCUUCUCUUCAUUUAAAAGAUGUUCAUUAUGUGAAGAUGUCCUGAAGGAUCCUGUGUCUCUCCCAUGUGGAGACACUUUCUGCAAAACCUGCAUCCAGUCCUGCUGGACCAACCCACCCCAUGCAGGAAUCUACUUCUGUCCUCAGUGUACAAAAAGGUUUAAAACCUGUCCGGCCCUGAAAGUGAACAUGAACCUGGCCCGCAAUCAAAUGUUGAAGCAGACCACUGGACCUGAAGACGUGGCCUGUGAUAUCUGCGCUGGUAGUAAGAUCAGAGCGGUAAAGUGGUGUCAGACCUGCAGCGUGGCUUACUGUGAGACCCACGUGAGGCAGCACUACACCGUACGAGCACUGCAGAGACACACGCUCAAAGACAUGACGGGCGAGCCGGGGACGAAAAGCUGCCAGCUGCACCACAGGGCCCUGGAGGUCUUCUGCAGAACUGAUCAGGUCUUCAUCUGUCUUGUGUGUGUGAUGGAGGAACAUAAAGAUCACGACACAGUCCUGGUCGAAGGUGGAAGUAACGAUGUUAAGCCAAAUUUAUUUAAACUGAACCAAUUCAUGGACUGCUUACGAGAGAGCAGCAAUGAGAUAAGAUUUCUCCAGAAACACAAUAAAGAGUUGACAGCACGGGUUAUGAACCUCGAGCGAGCCGAGACAGAGUUGUCCCACCUGUCAAAGCAUUUCUGCAGAGGACUUCAGGACGCCACAGAUUUCACCUCUGAGUUUGUUGAAGUCGCUGCGCUGGGUCGCCAGCUGGCUCUUGGGAUGCUGUACGACUGCCGCAGCGACACCCUCAGCUCGGAUACCAUUUUGUGGGAAAAUAAACUAAUAUCCUCCUUGAAGCUCUCGAUUACUCGACCCGAGACUGAUGUAAAAGUUUUAAACGGAGACUCCUUACACGACAGACUUACAUCCCUGGAUCUUACACCACCUCUAAGAGCGAGUGUUGUAUCAGGGCUGGUUGAGAUGGCUGGAGCGUCUGAAUUUAUUAAUCAUCAGUCCCAGUUGCAGGACAGAGUCACUCUGCAUUACAGAACCUCCACCAGACUGGACAUGCUCAGUCACGAGUUUCUACAUAGCGGAUUUCCCUUUUCAGUGACCGGCUCGACCUCGGCGACGCACGUGGUUGUAGCUGUGCUUUACGGAUCUCAGGCGUUUUUCGUCUUUGAUAGCAAUAAAGAAAGCGCUGAUCUCAAAGACUUAGUGGGUAAGAUGAUCGACCCCUCCAGUCAGUCAGAUCUACUUUCCAGGCUCAGUGAACGAGAUAAAUCUGCGUUAUAUAACUGUACCACUUUUAUUGAUGGAACUGUUCUGAAAAACCCAGCAGAUGGCACAGCAGAAAAAGUGGUUCCUCUUAAAGUCUGGCUGUACCCUUUGAAGAAUCUGGACCAAACAUCAGUUUGCCUUGCUAAACACAUUAGCGAAGACCAGUUAUCUAAAGCAGAAAACAUUGUAGAAAAACUACAGCAAGACAUCAGCUCUUGUCAUCGUCUUAUGUCCAGUGAUGGGGCAGAUGAUGUGUUUUUGCAGGUUCCAGCUUUAAAGAACAGUCUGUCUGAGUUUUCAUCACUUCUCCAGCAGCACCAAGACAAUUUUAAGAAAAGGCUUGCAUCCUGUAUUAAGACCUUACGAGAAACAGGAGCAGAAGAAGAAGAGAAGAAAUUACAAGAUAUUCUGGACAGAGCAACCCGAUCACCGUUCAAUUCACACAUCACGCAGCAGUGGCUUCAAACCAAAAGUGCAGAAAUGAGCGCGAUGCUCCAGUGCAGAUCUGCUGACAUCAGAAUCCUGAAUGACCUCCAGAAUUUUGUACAGGACUGUCACGGGGACAGAGUGCUCUGCUUCAUUUUGACGUCUCCAGACAACAGAGAAGAUCCGCUUCUUUUAGCUCUGAGGGAAAACGGCGGACCAACGAACAAGCAAGAGCUCGGGAUCUUGGAUACGAGUCAAAAAAUAUUCUCUGACCUUCAGUCGUUUCUUUUAAAUAAAGAGAGUAAUAAGAACACACAGGAAACCGUGUUCGUUGCUGCAUCUGUACCUGAUCCAUAUUCUCCUGGCUCUGCCGUGCGUCUUUACCAGUCUGGAAGUUUGUUAAGCCUGAAUGUGAUGCUCGAUGUGAAACCCAACCCCGCAGAAGUAAUUACGGCGCGACCGACACGUGUGAUGAUGAAGCUGCAAAGUGUUGAAGGUUACAGAGUGGAGUACAGAGCAGUGAAGGGGGAUGGGAAAUGGAGAGAUAUCCCUUGUACUGGAGAGAGCUGUGUGGUUUCAGGGCUCACACCAGGGACACACUAUGAACUCAGAUAUGCUCUAAUGAACAGUAAAGGCAUAAGUGAUUACAGCGGAAUUACAGAGUUCCAGACAGUCUCCAGAGUCAGACCUGGAGCACCUACAGUGCUAAAACUGAACAAGGAAGAGAUCUAUAUUGCCUGGCAGAAAGCUGAGGAGGAGGAGGAUGAUGAAGACUCACUUGUGCACUACUACAGAGUGGAGUAUUUGGAGGCUGGUCUGGAGGGUUGGCAAUCCAUUCAAACCAAUGGACCUGUCUGUGAAUGCACCAUAACUCUCCCAGACAGCACCUGUUACAGAGCCAGAGUGUGUGCCGUCUACGCCAACGGAGACACCAGCGCUCCAAGUGAGGAGACGAAGGUUCCUGUUCGUGUUUGGUCUAUAGAUCUCUCAAAGAGAAAGGCCUCCGUCUUCCUGGAAGUCCUGCGACUCCAAACCACAAAGAAAGCCGUAAAGCUCAGAGACUGUCCGGAUGAAGAGAGCGAAGUGCGGAGCUUCCUUCAGUGUCUCUCUUAUAUAUCUCAGCUGAGCGUCGAUCCACCUCAGACCCCACGAGAAUCGCUUCAGGAAUGGAGAAAUAAAAUUAUGUCAUUCCUGAUGGAUCUGUGCCUGCAAGCCGCAGUUCAUGAAGAAGAGAGCGUUCAGAAAAUUCUACAGAAAUUACCUUCCUGUUUUUUGAAGACGUACCGAGAACAGUCUGCAUUCUCCCUCGACCUGUACGCACGUGUGAAAUCCUACGAGGUUCGGACGGGCUCAGACGUCAGGCCGGCGUUACAGGCUGUUUCCCAGACACUUCCUGAAGUCUUGUCCGUAAACUUGUCCAAAAGGAAGGCUUCGGAUUUACUGGAAGUGCUGGAACUGCAGAGGACGAAGAAAGCGGUAGAGGUAACAGGCUGGACAGAGGAAGAGAGCGAAAUGAGGAGCCUUCUUCAGUGUCUGCCUUUCAUCUCAGAGCUCAGUUUUAUUCCACUCCAGCCUCAAAGAGAACGCAGUCGAGACCGCAGGACGAGAGUGAGAAGAUUCAUAUUGGACCUGUGUCUCCAAGCGGCUCUCCUUCAAAAAGAUGAGAUCCACACAAUCGUAGAGAAAUGUUUCAAGACUGACAAAGAAGCGUCUGUUUUUCUGCUUCUCCUUCACUCGCACUUCAAACACUAUGACACUCUGACGGGCAGAAACGUUGUUUCGGCGUUACAACCCGUUUACCAGACGCUUCCUAAAAUCUGGUCUAUUAACCUGUCAGAUAAAAACUCUUCGCUCUUUUUGGAAGUGCUGAAACUGCAGGGAGUGAAGAAAGCGGUAGAACUGAGAGGAUGGUCGGAGGACGAGAGUGAAAUGAGGAACCUUAUCCAGUGCCUGCCUUUCAUCUCACAGCUCAGAUUCGGUUUCGUCGUGAACGGGAAAAGAAGGAAGAUAACGACCUUGCACUUUCUGGUGAAGCUCAUGGCCGGGGUGGCAGAGCGGAGCGCAGAAACCGCAGAGAGCUUCAACGAGCAGUUGGCGUCUCUGUGCAGCUUCAGGACCUUCUCUGGUUCUGGAGACGAUCAGGAACUUGAGUGUAACAUGCUGCUUGAGCUUUACUCGUACGCCAAGGACUACGAGUCUGAAACGGGCAGGAGCGUCCUUCCGGUGUUACAGUCUGUUUACCAGACACUUCCUGAAGUCUGGACCAUGAACCUGUCAGAUAAAAACGCUUCGCUGUUCCUGGAAGUGCUGGAAUUACAGACGGUGAAGAAAGCAGUAGAGCUGACGGGCUGGUCCAGCGAGAAGAUUAAAGUGAGGCGCCUCUUCCAGUCUUUAAGUCACGUCUCCCAGCUCAGGUUGUGUAGUGACGUCCUGGUGAGGAUGGCACAAGCGAAAUCGCUGAGGUCUCGUCCUUCUGUCUCCCUCGACGAGCUGCUCCUCACCGACAGCGGCACUCAGCAACCAGACCGAACGCCUGCUAAGAUCCUGAGCAGCUUCAAUUUCCUUCUCAGACGCUGGAACAUACAGUGCUUGAACCUGACAGAGUCCAAGAUGGCGGCCCGGUCACUGGUAGACCUUCUACACCAUCAGGGAUCCCUAACUAUCAGAUUUUCUCAAGAGACUCUCCAGGAACUGGUCUCAGUUGUUUAUGAAGCUCAGGAUGAAGAUCUUACUCUGCGUUUCCUGAGGAACGUGGGCGGAGACCUGACUUCCUGUGUUCUGAGCUGGGAUGUGAUUCGCUCCUUCCUGCAGUGUCACCCUCUCACUGUGGAUGUUAGAAGAAGCACAAUCAGAGAGGAGAACAUCCAAGAGCUUCUGCCGGUGCUGGAUAAAGUUCAGCUUAGAGGGCUGAAGUCCAGCUUUGUGCUGUCCGUCCUGAGAAAGCUUUACGAGACGUCUUCUGCGAACUCUGUGUCCAGCCUGUUGAGUUCAACAGCGAACUGCAUCACCCUGGAGAACAGGAAGCUGAGCUCCGCCGACUGUGCCGCGCUGCGCUUUACCCUGGAGCACUGCACAGGCGUCUCUCUGAACCUCCUGUGGACCUCCAUACCAGAGGGGGAGCUAGAGAGCAUCAUCCCUCUACUUAGCCAUGUCUCUCAUCUCAGGGUUGACAGGAAGUUCUUGUUGAGGCUGCUCCACUGCUGCGAUGUUCCUGAGCUCCACCAGGAGGCAGCAGUUCUGCUCUCUGCUCUACACCACAAGCUGGACUUCUCCAGCUACGAUGCUCUGGACCUCACGGCAGACACGAGUCUGUAUCUGAGCAGAGAGGACUGUAGAGUCGUCUCCACAGCUAUCCAGAGAGCUCACACACACGUCCAGGUCACUCUCCAGGACUCUGAAAUCGAGGACGCCGGAGUGGAGCUGCUCUUCCCUGUUCUACACACAGUCUCGCUACAGUGCAGUAAAGCUCUGCUGCUCCACCUCCUGGACCUCGUGGACGUGGGAGCAGAGACGGAGCGAGUCAGGAGCGCAGCGGCUCUGUCCCGGGCUUUGAGGGGUGAAGUGGACCUGAGUGAGACCCGGCUGAACCUGCAGAACUGCAAAUCACUGGCGCUGGUUCUGGAAUAUUCUGAAGGGCUUUCAGAACUGGACCUCAGCCACUGCCAGCUCACAGACCAGCAUGUGGAACUGUUGCUGCCACACCUACACAAACCCCGCAUCAUCGAUCUCAGCAACAAUCUGAUUACUGACACCUCAGCGAGGAGCCUCUACCACAUCGUCUCAAUAAACAGCCAUAUUCAGACUGUGUGUUUGUUCAACAACAGACUCACAGACUCGUCGCUCUUUCUCAAAGACCAGCGCUUCGAGAUCUGAUUUACACGAACAUUUAAUCAUUAAUAAAGUUAAACUUUUGUAGUGCACUCAGAAAGGACGGAGCUCACACCUUCCUGUAUAAUCAUAGGCUAAUCAUAGGCGUCUGUGGGCUCAGGUAUGUAGAGGAAGGUGGAUAGCCCUUUUCUGCUACAUCACCCAGGCUUUAUGGGUCUUAAUCUUCACCCCCCACGUCCGGUAGGUGUAAGAAUAAAAGAGUAGACUUACUGUAGCUUGUGGUGGAAACCUAAUUAAACCGAGAGGUGCAACGGUAAUAAGCUCGUCCUAACAUCUGAAGGUUGCUAGUUCGGUUCUCGGGUGAUGCUGUAGCCUCCCUCAGCUUGGGGCCUAGAGAAAGCUGUCUAGCUGUGUCCCCUUAGAGGGGAGGGUAGAAUAUCACUCUGUGCUCUCACAUCAAUUGUGGCUCUAGAGCCAUCACGGGUAUCUGUAAGCUCAUGCGAUAGGAGCGAAUAAUGCUGUCCUCCGAGUCUGAUCGGAGCGUUAGGGACCAGUUCGAAAAGAUCAAAAAUGCACCAUAGAAGUUUGAAAAGGCUACUACUAGUUACCAGAAGGAUUUCAUGUGAUGUUCUUUGGCCCGACCUGACUGGUAGUAGCCUUGAUGGGACUAGUCUGACUGUUGGGAAUUGGACACAUCUAAUUUAGGGAGCAAAGUGAGAAAAAAAAAACUAGUGUCGAUAGUUAGUGGAUAACGUCACACUGUUAAAUCAUUCCAGGACGUUAGUGCAUAAGGUCCUUUUAGGUAAAAUAGAUCGUAACGUGGAGUUAGUGUAUAACAUCACACCUUUAGGGAUUUAGUGCAGCUCAUUUAACACAAAAGGCUUAUUAAAACAAUUUAACAUUAGAUGCCACCUCAUCACAGAUGGUUGGAACUAGAUAGUGUCACUUGUAGCAGUCAACAUUUAAGGAUUUAAACAGGUCUGAUCUCCAUUAUCUAUAAGAAGCGUUCUGCAACAUGACAUUCAUUGUGUGUUAAUUGUUAAUCUACUAUUACUUGUGUGUUUGAUUCUUCGUAGGAUUUUCUACUGUCAAAGACUAAAAUCAUUUAUUGAGUUGUGUAAAUGUUUUGUUAUAAAUGUUUUUCCUUACCACUUUCGCUGUCGUCCUCGGCUUGCUCAUCAGGGACAAUCUUGUCAUUUUGAUUCAUGCACGUUCACAUUUCAUACAAACUUAAUAGUUCUUUUUAUUGUUUAAAGCUUCUUUCCAACAAUGUCAAUUGUUACAGUAAAUGCACUAUACAAAUAAAAUUAAAAAUAGAAUUAAAAA